Molecule: messenger RNA, 1477 nt
Organism: Stereum hirsutum FP-91666 SS1
Lineage: Eukaryota; Fungi; Basidiomycota; Agaricomycetes; Russulales; Stereaceae
Product: UROD/MetE-like protein
Exons: 12
Coding region: 13-1200 (395 amino acids)
Molecular function (GO): 5-methyltetrahydropteroyltriglutamate-homocysteine S-methyltransferase activity; zinc ion binding
Source: RefSeq, a predicted model, not a curated record
GAUAACACUAAGAUGCCUUGGGUCACCCUCAAUCCUCCUUUCCGUGGCGAGCACUGUGGAUCGCUCAAGAGACCGCUUCCGUUGUUGGAAAAGAGGCAGUUGGUCAAAGAAGGAAAGCUUUCGCAGCAAGAGCUCACAGCGGCGGAGGAUGAGGCCAUCAAGGCCGCGGUGAAGAUGCAGAUGGACGUAGGUAUCAAGGCUAUCACGGAUGGAGAGAUCAGGAGAGCCAUGUUCUACGAUGGUGUGUUCGAUAACCUGGAUGGCAUGAAAGUCGUCACGGAAGACCACCUCGACCUGUUUAUGGAUUACAUCCCUAUGAAGGCUGCCUUCAAAAUCAAGGGCCCUCCAGCUGCGUCGAUAUGCGUGGGUAAAAUCAAGCGCACGAAACCGUUCUAUGGGCCCGACUUCGACUUCUUGAAGACUAUCGUUCCCGAGAAGGACCACAAAGGCAUCAAGAUCACUAUGGGCCCUCCUAGUUAUUACCACUUGCGUCUAGGGACGAACGCAUACUCCAAAGAUGUGUAUUCUACUGACGAGGAGUACUUUGCCGACCUUACCAAGGCAUAUCGCGAGGAAAUUGCAGACUUGUACAGCCGAGGAUGCAGGAAUGUCCAAAUCGACGAUCCUGGUCUUGCCUAUUUCUGCGACGUCAACAUGGUCAAGGGCAUGAAAGAUCAAGGCCUUGACCCAGACUACCUUCUCAACCUGUACAUCCAGGCAUACAAGGAUUGUCUGUCCGAGAAGCCGGCCGGAAUGAACAUCGGUCUCCACCUCUGCCGUGGAAACUAUACCGGCGGCCAACACUUUUCGCAAGGAGGUUACGACGACAUCGCUAUCAAGCUGUUCAACGAGAUCCCGGUCGACACUUACUACCUCGAGUAUGACAGUGACCGUGCAGGAACGUUUGAACCUCUCAAACACCUUCCCAAGAACAAAGUCGUUGUUCUCGGUCUCGUCACUAGCAAAGCACCCGAGCUCGAGGACAUGGAGCUGCUCAAGAAGCGUAUCGACAGUGCAGCUGAGACGAUCGCGAACGGCGUGCAACCCCGCUCGAAGGCGGAGGCCCUCAAUCAGAUCUGUAUUUCCCCACAGUGCGGUUUCGCAUCAUCUGCGGCCGGGAACCCCGUUAGCGAACAGAAUGUGGUGGAUAAGCUUUCGUUGGUCGUCAAGACCGCGAAGGAAGUUUGGGUUGAUGCUUGAUGCUUGAACUUGAAUUCGAACUCGAAUUUUUUGAGUGCUCUUUGUUGAGGUAUGUCAGACGAGGAGUGUAUACGUAGAUUCAUCUCUACCCUUUGAGAUCCACAGAUAUCGAUCCUGACGCCUUACUUCUUGUCAUCUCCGUGAGGUUUUUGGGAGGUCGACGUUGGAAGGAGUAUCGUUUGGAUUUGCCUAUGUGGUGGCGGGCGCCUGGCGAGAAGCAGUCAUAGGGAAUUUAGGAGAUGUAGAAGAGCUUGUGUACCGGCCGUGCACGAUGUUC